This is a messenger RNA of Oryzias latipes (Japanese medaka), 6573 nucleotides long. RefSeq names its product growth hormone releasing hormone receptor b (gene ghrhrb). Gene Ontology annotation, biological process: adenylate cyclase-modulating G protein-coupled receptor signaling pathway; cell surface receptor signaling pathway. Gene Ontology annotation, cellular component: plasma membrane. Gene Ontology annotation, molecular function: G protein-coupled peptide receptor activity; vasoactive intestinal polypeptide receptor activity; peptide hormone binding. The record is from RefSeq and is a predicted model, not a curated record. Lineage: Eukaryota; Metazoa; Chordata; Actinopteri; Beloniformes; Adrianichthyidae.
GCGCUACUCACAUGAGCAUACGCUUCUCCGCGCCGCACGCGGACACUCUAACGGACCCCCUCGCGCCGGCAGACCGCGCGCCGUUCAUGGAUCGUUCCCAGCAAAGCACUUUUAUUUUCCUUUAUUUUCCGUCCAUCAUCCCGGAACACCUACGUGCUUAACUUUUGCGCGCGAACUUUCCUGCCCCUUGAAACAUGCGCGUGCACAAGCAACCGGCUUAUGGAAGCUCGUGGAGGACGCACGCGCUGCUGCAGCUGUUUCUACAGCUGGUUGUGAGGAAGGCGGUGGAAGCCAUGCACCCUGACUGUGCUUUGGUUUUGCAGCUGAUGAAGGCUGAGGAAGAAUGUGACCUGAUAAUGAAGCUGGAGGAGAGGAACCACUCUGCCAGGACUGGCUGUCCGACGACUUGGGACAACAUUUGCUGCUGGCAGGGUGUUGAGGUGGGACAGGUGAUCAGCGUCUCGUGUGCAAAUGUCUCCCAGCUGUUCAGCAACAAUCAAGGUUACAUUUACAGGAAUUGCACCGAGGAGGGAUGGUCAGACCCCUACCCGUCCUACGAGGAAGCCUGCGAGUUCACAGAAGUUGAAGAUGCAGAACCAGAGACAACAUACUUCUCCAACUUCAAGCAGGUGUACACUGCCGGCUACGCUACCUCCCUCAUCUCUCUCAUAUCGGCUAUUUUUGUCUUCACUGCCUUUAGGAAGUUUCACUGCACCAGGAACUACAUCCACAUUAACCUGUUCUUCUCCUUCAUCCUGAGAGCGAGUGCCGUUUUCAUCAAAGACGCCGUUCUGUUCUCUGAUGAAAACCUGGAUCACUGCUUCAUGUCCACAACAUCCUGUAAGUCUGCUGUGGCCUUCUUCCAGUUCAGCAUCCUGGCCAACUACUUCUGGCUGCUGGUGGAGGGCAUGUACCUGCAGACACUGCUGGCUCUCACAUUUGUCUUCCAGAAGAAGUACUUCUGGUGGUAUAUACUCAUAGGCUGGGGUCUCCCAACCACCAUCAUAACAGCCUGGAUCCUAACUCGAAACUUCUACGAUAACAGGGGGUGUUGGGAUGACACAGAUGUGGCCUUCAUCUGGUGGAUCAUAAAAGCCCCAAUAACCAUAUCACUGCUGGUAAACUUCAUCAUCUUCAUCAAUGUGAUCCGGAUUCUGGUCCAGAAGCUCAGGUCUCCCGGAGUUGGUGGCAACGACACCAGCCACUUUAAGAGAUUGGCCAAAUCCACCCUGCUGCUCAUUCCCCUGUUUGGGAUGCACUACAUGGUGUUCGCCUUCCUGCCAGAAAACACAGGAGCUGAAGCCCGAAUCUUUAUCGAGCUGGGACUGGGAUCCUUCCAGGGCUUUGUUGUGGCGUUACUGUAUUGUUUCCUGAAUGGUGAGGUGCAGGCGGAGCUGAAGAAGCGGUUCUGGAAGUGGCAGACUCAGAGUUAUCUCAGCUACAGUAAACGACGGCGUACAUUUUUCAACGAAAGCAGCACCAUCACUCAAAUAUCUGUCCUGGACAAAUCCAGUCCCAAAGAGCAGCUGGGCUCAGAAGCACAGGCACUCACACCGAGCAACGUUUCUACUGUGUGAACCCCCCCCCCAAAGAAAAAUCAUCUGACUGCAGCUGGUACUCAAGUACUUUUCUGGGAGCCUGAUUGAUCUUUGGACCUGAGCAAUGACUAAACCACAAAGCUUGAAUGUAGAAGGUACUUCAUAUGUUUCUAGGAAUUUAUUACUGAAAACAAUGAGACAUAAAUGCUUAGAAAGAAGUCAGUAGCUCCCUCACUUAACAACUCAAUGUGUGAUUCAGUGACAAAUCAUAUCUUGUAUCUUUGUUGUUUUGGGGAUAAUUCAUUGAGAAUUACUUAACAGUUUAAUUUUAAAAACGGAUUUUGUUAUGGUUUGUGCUUAGUCUCAUAAAUAUUGACAAAUACUUGCUCUAACUUGUAUCCCUCUCAUGCUACGUACACACCGGGUAUGUAACGUGCAUUCAAGAAUGCAUUAAAAGCAAGUUCUUAAAUGAACUUUUAGCAAAUUGUGUUCCCACUUUGACUAUUGCUACCCGAUACUAGCGCGUGUAACUACAGUUGGAAGAGGCUUGGUGUAAAAUGUUUAAGCGGUGACAUUUGGCACCAGACUUUUUCUUUCACAGCUCGAUUCUGAUAUAUGAAAGACUUGGUGUCAAAUAAUUACAGCCGGACAAAACUGCAAUCAAUAAUUUCUCCUUCAUGAUUGAUUUUGAACAGUUGGCAAUUCCGUAUAUAAAUCAAUCCGAGUCCAUGAAUGGUCAAAGUUUACCUGGUUUAACACUCAACGUGCGUUUAAUGGCAGAGUUUUGUACAAAAACGGUCACAGAGACUUGUGCAGCUAAGCGUGAACGUGAGAGUUUUGAAUGCAAAAGCCUGAAAUGCGCUUAUAUAUGCAUUUAAAUAAACCGUUUAUUGGAAGUGGGCACUUGAACGUACAUUCCCGAGGGCGGUGUGAAUGUAGCACUAAUACGUGUUUGUGGUAUUUUGUUCACAUUUCAUGCUAACAUAAUUAAAAGGGAAAAAGAUUAGCACAAAUAAAACUAAAGUUUUCAGGAUGUUUAAAGACUUUAAUGCAUUUAUAUAUUUGCAUUGGAGAUUUCUUUUUUUUAAAUUGUGAAAACUGGACCAGUUUAGCGCCAGCUCCACAUCACAAAACACAACAUGGAACCUUUACAUAAGACACAAUGUAGUUUACACAGUUGAAUAAAGUCUUUGACUUUGACUCUCAACUCAUGGGCAUCCAGUAGCUGUCCGUUAAUUCAUAGAAUCUAAGAAAAGGUUUGCUGGAAAAAGCACUGACCAAGCUGCAGAAGACUUUGAAAGAUGUCAAUGAUUUUGAGUUUCAUUACAUAAAUAUUUGAAAGUUUUACAAGAACCACAUUUAACAUGAACAACACAUUGCAAUUACAGUUUAAAAAAAUAUCCUGGCAUAUGCCAGAAGAGGUACAGUGUUCCUUCAUCAAUUGCUGGGGAUAGAUUCUAAAACUAACCUGCAAUAGACUCCUAACUACACACUUCAUACACUUUUCUUUGACAGACAUGAACAUUUCAAACGUUUCUUUGUUGUUUAAACUGUCAAAGUUCUAACCUUUAUUGAAAAAUUUGUAUUGUGGAAUGAAAACAAAGAUCUGAUUGCAAUUUAAGAUUUAUGCAGAUUUGGCGAACUGAAGUGAGGAGAUUGAUUGGCAAGUUUUACAGCCAAUCAGGAUGCAGCAAACAGUUCCCUGUAUAAAUAAACAAACAAAAGAUAUGCAAGCCUCCAAAAAGUUAACCGUAAUAUAGCAAAACAACACUUUCAUUUAAGAAAGUUAUGUAACAAUGGAUGGAUUUCUUUUUGAUUCAAUGUGCACAGUUUAGAUUUAGAAAAUGCCUUAUGAUGGUAAUUUAUAUGAUUUCUUUUCGACAACAGAUACGAUAAUCUGCUUGUUUAAGCCCCAGAUUGUUUUUACUGUUAACAUGUAGAGUUGUAGCUCUAGGAAACAUUUUUAAGGCAUGCUGUAUAUGAAAAGGAGCUCCUUAGCCUGUCAAUUGACCACAUAGAUGCACACACAAAAAAUGAAAGCAUAACUCAUGUCAAAAUAAGGAGUUAAAAAAUUAACAUUGCCCAUGAAGGCAGACACAAUUCAUGUUCUUUGUCAUUCUAUUUAAAUUCUUUUAACUUUUCAAAAACUUUUUCUGAGCUGGAACUUUCAUGGUGAUAGCUAUGCUCCAACCAAACAAAAUGUUGGAUGAAAACUUUCUUUGUGAUCAGUCCAGUCAUUUUUGAGAAUGCCUCAUUUAUAGGUCAAUUGGUGAUCCUGUGCGUGUGUGUGUGUGUUUGUGGCCCUUUGAUGGACUAGCUGCAUGUCUACGGUUUUGCCCUGCCUUUGCCAUAACUGGGAUAGGCUCCAGCAACCUCAAUGAUCUCACACAGGAUAAAGCAAGUGUUGAAAAUGGAUGGAUACAAAGCCUUAAUUUAUAAUGGGAGAAAAUUCUGGAUUUUAAAUUUCCAAAAGAAAAUAUAGUUAUAGCUUAAGUUGGAUUACAGGAAUAAGUUUCUCAUUCAAUGCUAAUUAAAAUAAAAACUGUGUAAUGUUUGGGUUUAAUGCUAUGUGCAACCAACUCAAUUUUCUCUAAAUUCUGGUUUAGAAAGUUUGAAAGAUCUUCUUUUAGUCAUAUGAUUUGAAUGAGUCAUUGCUGCAAAACUCAAAACAAUUUUUUUUAUUUAGUUAAAGCUUUUAUUUUUAAUGUCAUAUUCGUUUUUCACAUACAUUUUAAAACCUUUGAUUUUUCUUUUUCUUUUUAAAUAUAUAUAUUUUCAUGUUUACUGGACACCAAAAAGGCUGUUAUGCUUUGCUCAUGUCAUAUAUAAACAGUUUCAGUUAGCAAGAAACAAGGCUUUUCUUAUAUUAUCUGUCUCAGCUCAUACGAUGAGUUUUAAUAAACUGAACACGAGUUCAGGCUGAUUAACCCUUUAAUACUAGAGCUUUAGCUCUAGUAUUUUCAUUCUUUCAACUACCAUAACUCUUCCACCAUUUAUGCAAUUGACGUAUUUCCAGCUGAUUCUGAAGAAGAGAAAAGCAGCCUUUUGCUGUUAUGCAACACUUAACAGCAGUGAAGACCUUACGCAAUCAACGUAAAUCAGCUGAUUCUGUUGGGGGAAAAAGCAGCUUGGCGCUGUUAUGCAACACUUUACAUUAGUAAAGUGUUGGAUUUUGGCGCAAAGCUGAUAUGAGAAGCUGCUUUUCUCCUUGUGAGAAUCUGCUGAUUUAUGUUGAUCGUGUAAAUGGUCACAUAUUUAAAGAGUUGUUUUUUUUUUUUUUUUUACUUGUUCUGUCCAACAACUGAGCGAAUAGAUAAGACCUGAAAGCCUUUUGUGUUGGACCGGGUUUACUAUUACAAAAAGAGGUUAUGUAUCUUCGGAUAACCAGGGUGUAUAUUUGCAGUGUCACAGUGUGCACGUGGGGGUGAAGAUGCAAGCACGCUGCCAAAGUGUACCAUGUGAUGUCAUGAGUAUGAGUUGUUAGAUGUCGUGAGUGACAGCUCCGGUGUUAAAGGGUUGAACAGAGCCAGGUGUCCUGAGCCAGUUGUUCCAUUGCUAAAGGACAUUCUUUUCCCUAGUGUUUGGCAAAUCAUUAUUUAAUUUUGUUCAUCUUUAUCUUAUAGUACGUUAAUCCUUAACUGUGUGUGACGUCUGUGUUGUAUUACCAACUCAGAGCCAUCUGGUUUGUUGGCAUUCCUGUGUGAUCACGAUACAUUGGAGUUCAUGGGAAACCGUCCGUCUUGUUAUCAGUGGUUCUGCCUGCAACAUCUUGCACAGCGCAUUAGCGCACAUCUGGAGCACUAGACUGUAAAAGCUAUUUAAUCAGCAGAUUAUUUCGUUGCUAGUGUGAAUGUAAGUUGACACAAAGCAGAGUUGUUUUGUAGAGUUCGAAUUAAGGAACAUUUUGGUGUAGGAAUCUUUGCCUAGUGCGUGUUUAAAUGCCACAUAUUUUUGUAGAGUAAAAUGGCUGUUUAAUUUUUGUACAAUAACAAGAUGUUGUAAUAUAACCUGAUCAAUAAUCAGGAUUAUGUAUAAUCUGUGUGUUAAUGCUGUGGUCACCUGUCUUUUGGCAUUUUCAUUUCAUCCAUUUUGCAUGCAUGUACAGCGAAGAGUGUACUAAACAUGUACAGAUGUAUAGCUCCUAACUUUCUAAAUAAGUUUUAGAUUAGUACUCAGCUUUGGGUCACUGCAGUGCCUUUCUACAAUACAGGAUACAUCAGUGUUUAGUUACCAUUUAUGUGAGUUAAAUCUAUUUGUAGUCCUUAACCUUUGUGUACAUGUGCAUCAUUUUUCCAAAACCUGUUUUGAAAAGGUGUGUUUCUAGAAAAAUAUAUAAUAACAUCCGUGUUUAUGAUUUCCCUCACCAGAAUGAAGUUAUGAAAUACGUAAAAAGUCCACUUGAACCAUUGCCGUAAUCACCCUAGUUAUGAGAUAAUAUCCUUUGUAUCAUGGUUCGGGUGAAUUCUCUAUUCUGAUUGGCUGCUGAGUGUGCAUUAAAAAAGUGAUAUAACACAGUGAAAACUGCACGUCUAAAAAAGAAGUUCCGUCACAUAGCAUAAAUGUUCUAUAUCACCGCGCUGGCUUCUUUACAAAGAACUUUUGCUUCAUCAUCUGAAGAGGUGAACUUUCUCUCUGGACUGAUGCUUUAUUUAACACAUUGUGACGAUCAGCAUAUUUAUUGCUUUCCUUCGCUGCUGCACUUGAGGUCUGCGCCGGCUCACCCAGCUAAGGGGCGCGAAAGUUAUGUUCCCGUGACAACGCACCGCACCAGAUAACAAAUAGUCUGCUUUUUGUGAAAGAAGCAAUCUAAACCGAAAAAAUAGCAAGAAUAAAGUACUAAAAACUGAUUGAAUAUUAAUUUCUUUUGUAAGUGACCAUGGUAUAAGCGGGUUAGUGACCACUCCGAUUCGCGUCGCACAGUUCAGGCGUGCGUUGAUUUCUGAUAAUGCACACUUUGUCGGCCACUAAACCCUUACUUGGAGAAGCCAUAUUGUCUUGUAACGUUUGGACUCACAGAUAAAAUAUUCUGAGUGAA